UUCCUGUGACAGACACUCGGGGAUCAGGUCCUGGAGCUGGAGGCUUGUCCUGGAAGUGUCACUGCUGCAGGUCGGUGUGAGAGAGACUCCAACAGCUGCUUCAUCUGUGAGGGACACAGCAGGAACAACACCUACCCCGACUCCGCACAUGUGGACAGAUGUUCACACAGAGCAGACACAGCUGAUCUGAGCUUCAUGGAUCAGGCAGGUGUGGCCGUCCCUCCUCCAGACCCAGAGGGGGAAUGCCUCCCUGCACCUCAGUGACACACCUGUACCCCGAGGCCCUGCAUGUGUGGGGGUGUGAUGGAGCGGGAGGAGGGAGACAGAUGGGGAUGGGGAGGAAAGGAUUGGGGGGUGGGACAGUACUUCCUGGAGGGGCCGCCCCUUCCACAGAGGUCCACCUGACCUCACCACAGAGGAAAAACUAUACCCGCCCCAAACUUCACUCAACUCCCAGACUACAUAAGAAACAAGACACCCAGGUUGAGCUCCUCCUCCACCUCUGCUAGAUCCCUCCCCCACCUGCAGACUGGACUCCUCAAGAGCAGAGACGCCCUGCAAAGGAUGGUAACAACCUCCCCACCAGCUGAAGAGGCCCCCAGUUCCACCAAUGCACCAAAGGCCCCUGCGCCAGGAUGCACCCACCCACAACCUCAGCGACGCAUCAACCAGGACCCAAGCCCCCCAGGCCCAGCCAGAACCCCAGCCCUGAGGUGGAGCACCCCAAGAACCCAGGGGCAGGCUGCCAGGCCGGUAACCAAGGGAACACCACCCAAGAUCCACAAAAGCCCCAUCCAGGUCAGGACCACAGCCCCCACGCCAAACCGCACAAGAAACCCACCCCAAGGGAACCCACACACCCCCCAACACCAACAGCAAUGGCCAGCAGGACAGCACCACAGCCCCACGAGGUGAUGGAGCUGAUGGAUGUAGCAGUAUUGGUUCAUGUUCAGGUCCCUUCCAUGUGCUUCCAGAUGUCACACAGCUGUUGUUGAUGCUGGUAGUGUGAGAGGUCCGACCUGUGAAAGCACUUCAUUACUGUCACAGCACAGCAUGUGAAACACGUCUGUGUGUCUGCACUGGGAUACACAGGUGUGCAGUGUGGGGGCGGGGCUCCUCAUGUGCCCCUGGUAUCCCGACUGUUAAAGUGCUCUUCCACAUGUUUCCUGGAGACGUCUUUGAGCUUCUUUACACCUUCAAAGUGUGACCAGGCUGUGGGGUCUCAGUUACCUUUACUGGAAAAAAGGAAGGAAGCCUAACAUGACCUCUGUGACCUCUGUGACCUGUACAGACACAGUAACACACACACAGGUGUGUCUGCUGGAGUCCACAGCUCAGCUGCUCCCAGAGACACAGACAUGAUGUAUGUGAUACAUGACCAUGAUGGACAGUC
This is a messenger RNA of Oreochromis niloticus (Nile tilapia), 1393 nucleotides long. Its product is annotated as alpha carbonic anhydrase 8. Bases 636 to 995 code for a protein of 119 amino acids. The transcript has 2 exons. NCBI's taxonomy places the organism in Eukaryota, Metazoa, Chordata, Actinopteri, Cichliformes, Cichlidae. The record is from RefSeq and is a predicted model, not a curated record.